GUCGUGAGCUAAGGUUUCGCCAUACUAGGAUUGAUAAACCCGCCACCAGACCGUCAGUUAUUGGUUACAUCUAUUAGUGAAAAUCUCUUGGCUGAAAUAGCGUGACAUACAGACGUGUCUGUUCCGAUGUGCCGACAAUAACAAGUCUGUCGUGCAUGGCUUGUGUUCCGCAUCAGUAACUGGAUUAAACAUCGAGAUUUAAGGCUGUCGCUGAUUUAAAACGGCUGAGGUGGAGUAGGAGAGAACGUCAUCAUCAUCAUCUUCAUCAUCAUGGGGAACCGGGGCAUGGAGGACCUGAUCCCGCUGGUGAACCGGCUGCAGGACGCGUUCAGCUCCAUCGGUCAGAGCUGUAACCUCGACCUGCCGCAGAUCGCAGUGGUGGGCGGACAGAGCGCCGGCAAAAGCUCCGUGCUCGAGAACUUCGUGGGCAAGGAUUUUCUGCCUCGUGGAUCCGGCAUCGUCACCCGCAGACCUCUUGUUCUGCAGCUCAUCAGUUCCAACACAGAAUGGGCCGAGUUUCUGCACUGCAAAGGGAAGAAGUUCACUGAAUUCGACGAGGUCCGUCAGGAGAUUGAGGCAGAGACAGAUCGUGUCACUGGGGCAAAUAAAGGCAUCUCCCCCAUUCCCAUCAACCUGAGGGUUUUCUCCCCACAUGUGCUGAAUUUGACUCUGAUUGACUUGCCUGGCAUCACUAAAGUGCCAGUGGGAGAUCAGCCAGUAGACAUCGAGCAGCAGAUCCGAGACAUGAUCAUGCAGUUCAUCUCGAGAGAGAGCUGCCUCAUACUGGCCGUCACACCUGCUAAUACUGACCUGGCCAACUCUGACGCGCUGAAACUGGCGAAAGAUGUCGACCCUCAGGGCCAGAGAACUAUCGGUGUGAUCACUAAACUGGACCUGAUGGAUGAAGGCACCGAUGCCAGAGAUGUUUUAGAGAACAGGCUCCUCCCACUGCGCCGAGGUUAUAUUGGGGUGGUGAACCGCAGUCAGAAGGACAUCGAUGGGAAGAAGGACAUUAAAGCCGCUCUGGCAGCAGAGAGGAAGUUCUUUCUCUCUCAUCCAUCCUACAGACACAUAGCAGACAACAUGGGCACCCCAUACCUGCAGAAAGUCCUCAAUCAGCAACUGACCAACCACAUCCGGGAUACACUCCCCACCUUCCGCAGUAAACUGCAGUCACAGCUACUGGCGCUGGACAAAGAGGCGGAAGAGUACCGGCACUACCGGCCCGAUGACCCCUCACGCAAGACCAAAGCUCUGCUGCAGAUGGUGCAGCAGUUCUCGGUGGAUUUUGAGAAACGUAUUGAAGGUUCUGGUGAUCAGGUGGACACGGUCGAACUGUCGGGUGGAGCCAAAAUCAACCGCAUUUUCCACGAGCGCUUCCCUUUUGAGCUGGUCAAGAUGGAGUGUGAUGAGAAAGAAAUGCGCCGUGAAAUCAGCUAUGCCAUAAAGAACAUUCAUGGUAUCAGGACGGGUUUGUUCACUCCAGACAUGGCCUUUGAGGCGAUAGUGAAGAAGCAGAUAGUGAAGUUGAAGGAGCCGUGUAUCAAGUGUGUUGAUCUGGUGGUUCAGGAGCUCAUCAACACAGUUCGUCAGUGCUCCAAUAAGCUGGAUUCUUUCCCUCAUCUGCGGGAGGAGACAGAACGCAUUGUUGCUUCUCACAUCCGUGACCGAGAGAGUUGCGCCAAAGAACAGGUGUUGCUGCUUAUCGAUGUCCAGCUCGCGUACAUCAACACAAACCAUGAAGAUUUCAUCGGCUUUGCAAAUGCUCAGCAGCGCAGUAACCAAGCAAACAAGAAGAGUUCUGCUGGAAACCAGGUGAUUCGGAAGGGCUGGUUGACCAUCAAUAACAUCAGUAUCAUGAAGGGUGGAGCGAAGGAGUACUGGUUUGUGCUGACCGCCGAGAGCCUCUCCUGGUUCAAAGAUGAUGAGGAGAAAGAGAAGAAGUACAUGCUGCCCUUGGAUAACCUUAAGGUCAGAGAUGUGGAGAAAAGCUUCAUGUCCAGCAAACACAUGUUUGCUAUCUUCAACACAGAGCAAAGAAACGUCUUUAAGGACAAUCGGUUUUUGGAGCUGGCAUGUGACAGUCUGGAGGAGGUUGACAGCUGGAGAGCAUCGCUCCUGCGUGCAGGGGUGUAUCCCGAAAAGGCUGCGGUGGAGAGUGAUAUUUCUGGUGCAUCAGAGAACUUCUCUAUGGAUCCUCAGCUGGAGAGGAAGGUGGAGACCAUCCGUAACCUGGUGGACUCCUACAUGGCCAUCGUCAGCAAAUGCAUCCGUGACCUUAUGCCCAAAAGCAUUAUGCACCUCAUGAUCAACAAUGUGAAAGACUUCAUCAACGCUGAACUUCUAGCUCAGCUUUAUUCAGCUGGAGAUCAGAAUGCUCUGAUGGAUGAGUCUCAGGAUCAGGUACAACGCAGGGAAGAAGUUCUGCGCACUCAUCAUGCCCUGAAGGAGGCUUUGGCUAUCAUUGGAGAUAUUUCCACUUCCACUGUCACAACUCCACUGCCUCCUCCUGUGGACAGCUCAUGGCUACAUGCCGGCCCGGGGGGCUCUCGCAGGUCUCCUCCACCUAGUCCUACUGCUCCACGCAGGAUGUCUGCAGGCCAGAGACCUGCUGGUAGGGGGGCCCCUCUGCCGCUAUCUCGCCCAGGACCAUUAGGGCCCUUUAAUAACAAUGCUGACAGCCCACAAGUCCCCAGUCGGCCCAACAGGGCGCCUCCUAGCAUUCCCAGCCGUCGGCCACCACCUUCCCCAACCAGACAAGUCCCUCCUUAAGUGGCUAAAGGGUAUUUUCUCUUUCCUCUUGGAACAUGAUAUUUGAGACCAUUCUUGUUUUGAACAAUACACCAACAUCUGUCCUGUACCAAAGCGCUGACUAACUCCUUAUCCCAGAGGUCCCAGCCCAACUCCUGCAUGUCCUAGUACUCACCUAUCCUUGUGAUAUCUCGUUACAUGUAUCCCUGCUCCAGUGUGGUGGCGUCUUUGAUUGCAGUGCUUGUUUUGUGUUGUUUGUCAGUGCCUGUGAUUCCGUCUGGUACAGAUGAACUACCACUCAGACUUUUGAGUCUAUCCAUCCUAUCUAACCUUAACCCUAACCCUAGCAGGCUCUUAUCUUCUGUUCUGCCAUUGUGAAAUCAUUUGUGGCAGUGCUGUGCUGUCCAUUCCUUGAAUCACACUGCACAAUAUUGAAGUUUUUUUAAAUGCAUGUUUGUUUAUUUCUCUAGGGUGUUGAUAUGUGUGUCCACAUGUUUGUGUAACACUAUACCAUAGUGUGUGAGUGAUAUAUCUUAGUAUAAGUGUGUGCGAGUGUGUGUGUGACUAAACUGUGGAUAAAUUGAAAGAUUAACAUGUAAAAUAGUUUAAGGUUAUGUAAUAUGUGUAAGUUUUGUCUGAUAGCAGUUAAUGUUUUGACUGUGAUAUGUUUGUUUGUUGUAAUGUUGUCUAUCAUUACAGAUGCUUAAACAAGAGCUUUAUUUCCCUUAGUUGUUACCAUUCGCCUGUUCACCUGUUUUGUUGUUGCAGUCUCGCUUACAGCAAAUACAGAGAAUUUAGCUGUAGUUACAUUUAGAUGUUAUAAUCUGCAAUUACUUAUGAUUCUUUGACUAUGCCACCUGCCUUGCAAUACUAGUUCAGUUAAUCAAAACAUACAACCAAAAUCCCUGGAAUUACAUGCCUAUAUACAGUCUGUAGUAAGUCAAUUAUAUCUGCAGUGUAUGUUUCAGAAAAUGUCAAUGACAUACAAUUAUUCAAAAUCCGAUACAGGUAUCCUAUAACUUAAUUCUAGUAAUUUGUGUUCCAAAAGUAGUUUUGUACUGUAAGUGCCCCUGAGAUUUGAUGUCUUUAUGGUUCUGUCCAUUAGGUGAUUUUUAAGCGAUUGAAGUGUUCAAUCAUUGAUGAUGCAAAUAUUUUGAUCAGACUUCAUUUGAAAAUAAUAAUUCAUUAUACAGUAUUUCAUAUUUCAUGGGACUAGUUAAAGUAAGACAAGCAUGUGGGGACCCAUGGGAAAAGCUGAUUAUUGAUUAAUUAAGGUAUUUAUUAAAAACAUGUAUAUAUGGAUAUGUUAUCUGUAGGUUUGUGACUCAGAGACUGAACUUUGUACUUGUUCCUAAGGGGUGUAAUGGUGUUGCCACAUAGUAUUUAACUGAAUAUUCCGUUUAAAUUCUACACUACCCCCAACUCGCUCAGGUAAUGGGAUAAAACUACUGUACCUUAAUGUACACUCUCACAAAGUGAUGUAGGCAAGAGAGCAGGGAUAUAUACGGACUGAACAGAGAAGGAAGUUUAUCAUGACCCCAGAGUUUCAACAUCUCCAAGCCAAACAAACAGCAAGCAAAGCUGAAGAAAUAUACACACAAAUGCCACAGUUAAUACACUCCAUGACAUGGUGUUUUUCAACAUAUUCCCAUGUAUGGAUUAUGGAUUAAUCUAUCUAUUUUUCAGACUGUUUAUAUGCACAAAGGAAGUACGUUUGGAACAGAGCUGAUGCAUUGUCAGUGAUCACAGUUACACAUGUUGAAUAGAGCUUUAACAUUUGGGGCUUAAAAAUGAAUGCUGGAAAGCGUGCUUUAGCAGACUCUUACUGGUACUCUUCAGACAUAUGCUCUGAUGUUCUGAGAUAAACACCCAUCAAACAGUCAUUGCAUAUAUUUUAAAUGCUAAAAAAAAACACCUUAUCGAAGCGUUUAAGGAGCAACGAAUCUGUAUUGGAAAGUGUUUACAGUAUGAAGUGGUAAGAAUGUUUCACUCUUUGUAUGUUUCAGUAUGGCUUGAUGUACUGUACCUCCAAAUGUAUGAAAUGAAAUGAAUUAAAGAAAACUAAAGAAUA
Molecule: messenger RNA, 4822 nt
Organism: Myxocyprinus asiaticus (Chinese sucker)
Lineage: Eukaryota; Metazoa; Chordata; Actinopteri; Cypriniformes; Catostomidae
Product: dynamin-3-like
Exons: 21
Coding region: 271-2772 (833 amino acids)
Cellular component (GO): microtubule; cytoplasm; membrane
Molecular function (GO): GTP binding; microtubule binding; GTPase activity
Source: RefSeq, a predicted model, not a curated record